Aspergillus mulundensis is the source of this 591-nucleotide messenger RNA. RefSeq lists its product as uncharacterized. The coding region runs from base 1 to 591 and encodes 196 amino acids. The transcript has a single exon. Lineage: Eukaryota; Fungi; Ascomycota; Eurotiomycetes; Eurotiales; Aspergillaceae. The record is from RefSeq and is a predicted model, not a curated record.
AUGUCACAAGUCGGACGACGACCGGACGGCCUCCCCGAAGGCUACCUCGCAAUCCUAAAAGACAGACGCAGAGCCCUCGUUGUUGGGAUGGGUGAAGUCAGAAUGAUCCGCUUCAACCAAGCCCCCGCAAUCGGCACGUACGGGUUGGGCUCCUGCUCCGUCGUGGCAGUCUGGUCUGCGGACGCCGCGAUCCUCGCACACAUUCCCCCAAACCCCAGCAACCUUAACCUGGACAGCCGAGUCAGUGAGGAGAAUGUGCGCGCCAUGAUGCGUGAAGUGAAACGGAUCCGCGAUGAGAACUCCUAUCUCUUUCCGACCGCCGGCACAACUAUUAUCUGUGGUCGGUGGUGGCACGAAGGACCGCCCAUGUCAGGCUUCGAGACAAUGGCCAACGGCGCCAGGCUUCUGCCUGACCAAGUCGACAUCAUGAAGCGCGCCUUGACGGAGAUGGGUUACGGCCAUGAGAUCAUCGAGUACAAUGUGCCUCCGAACCGUACGGGCAUGGGAGCUGGUACGGCGAUCGUUGUCAAUCGCGGACCUGGACAAAGGGUUGCUGUGUAUUUGGAUGACCAGAUUGUUGUUGGCAGGUAG